AGAGAGAGAGAGAGAGAGAGAGAGAGAGAGAGAGAGAGAGACUAAAAUUACUUGAUCAGUUGAGGGCUCUGUCGGCACAGGAAGGAAUGAGUGGUGGCUGCUGUUUCUCUCACGGGGUCUAAACUCAGGCACCGCUCUAAUUUCUGGAAUAUAACGCAUCAAAUGAUUGGAAAGUAUAAUAAACCAAUGCAUUGAAAUGGGUAAACUUCCUUCGAAACAUGCUGUCGUUUGUAAACCCAGAGAAAGCCCCGAAGGAGACAGUUUCGUAGUCAGUGCUUGUUUGGCUCGGAAAGGAAUUGAAGAUUGGAUUGCUCGACAGAAGUAUUACUGCAGCUCGGCACACCAGCAUUCGAGCUGUCACAAGAGCGCGUGCAGUACGACUAAAGUGUCCAGCCGGGACCCCGCAGGAGAAGCGUGCCUGGAGACUCUGGGUGAUGAGCACUAUCACCUAGAAGUCGCCCUCCCCCCGGAGAAGACGGCUAGCUGCUGCAAUGAUGAGAAGAAACUGGGGAAGGAAAGCCACGCACACAGCGGCUCCAGCAAACAACUCAAAUUGGAAGAGCUCGAGUGUGAUGUGUCGGUAGAGGAAGAUAACAGGCAGGAGUGGACCUUCACACUGUACGACUUUGAUAACAAUGGGAAAGUCACCCGGGAGGACAUAACCAGUUUGCUGCACACAAUCUACGAGGUAGUCGAUGCCUCUGUAAACCACUCUCCCAGCACCAGCAAAACACUGCGAAUGAAGCUCACUGUGGCCCCAGACUCCAUGCACAAGAGGAAAAACACGCCACAGAACCAUGCAGAUACUACAAGAACUGAAAGCAAAUGUACUGAAGAGCCAAAAAGUUCUGACAAGAACUCCCGGGCCCCCCAGAGGAGCCACCACAGUGACCACGCCCAACAGAAUGGCUGCUAUCGGCAUUGCGUCGACGAGAACCUGGAGAGGAGAAACCACUACCUGGAUCUGGCCGGCAUUGAGAACUACACGUCGACGUUCGGACCGGGGUCCAAUCCUGAACCUGCUAAACCAGAGCACCAGUCUCGAGUGGUGAACCAAACCAGGUCUCGCUCCCAUGAGCCUGAAAACACUCCCUCCUCAUCCUCCUCCCACCCCCGGCGCUCCCAGACGCUGGACCCUGCCUCCGGCACCAAGGGGCUGGAGCUCCAGCAGAGACUGCGGUCCCAGGUGCUGGACCCUGCCUCCGGCACCAAGGGGCUGGAGCUCCAGCAGAGACUGCGGUCCCAGGUGCUGGACCCUGCCUCCGGCACCAAGGGGCUGGAGCUCCAGCAGAGACUGCGCUCGCAGGACUCUGGCAGGCACCUGCUGAGGUCUCCCAAGAUCCAGGGCAAAUACGCUGUGGUGGCCCCCUCUCAGCCGAGCGGAAGGGCUGUAAGAAACAAGGGCUUGACCUGCCAGAGCGCCCCACCCCCAGCGCCCUCCCAUCCAGCACAUGUUGGCCAGAACCUGCCCCACCUCCCCGUGCCCCAGCACACCCACAAGAGACACAAACAGAGGGCGAAGGAGGCAGCACAGCCGUACAAGUCCUUCCAGCCUCCCACGACGCUGCUGGAGAAGGAGAAGGUGCGGGACCUGCCUGCCCUGGUGUUGUAUGAAGGCCAUGUAGGGAAGGUGAUCCAGAGACAUGAACACCACCACCAUCACGAGCACCAUCACCACUACCACCACUUCUACCAGUCCUGAGCCCCGGCACAGCCCCGUCUCUGCUUCACACAGGAAAACAACAUGAAGGAAAGGAGCUUGACGGGGGUGUUGUUCGUGAUCGGUUCAUCGAUAUUCUUGCUUUGCACAUGUACAGCAGCGGAUUACCUGGGUGUAGCAUGGAACUGAAGCACAGAGAAUUUUAAAGGUCCAGACUACACUUUCUCUACCUUUGCAAAACGAUGAAGGGAUUCCAAGGACAGCUGCAAAUACUGUGCACAGACAAACCAAUCCAAACUGGUGAACCCGUCAAUCAAACUGGUGAACCCGUCAAUCAAACUGGUGAACCCGCUAAUCCAAACUGGUGAACCCUCCAGCCACUGCUCUGUGCAUCAGGGUCUGCAAGGAACUCUUUACCAGGCUCUGGACUGGAUCGGAUUAUUGGACCUCCCCUCCCCUUCCUGCACCCCUCUCUAAUCCUGUGAGGUGGUGGGAUCCCCCCUCCCCAUCCCUCUAAUCCUGUGAGGCGGCGGGAUCCCCCCUCCCCAUCCCUCUAAUCCUGUGAGGCGGCGGGAUCCCCCCUCCCCAUCCCUCUAAUCCUGUGAGGCGGUGGGAUCCCCCCUCCCCAUCCCUCUAAUCCUGUGAGGCGGCGGGAUCCCCCCUCCCCAUCCCUCUAAUCCUGUGAGGGCUGUGGGAAGCCAUUAAAAGCACUUCCUGGUGCAGUUGCUGUUGAAGAUUUGUUUGCCUCAGGAAGUCGGGCAUUUGUGAGAUACCUGAUACAGACUAACAUGAGCAAUUCCAGGACUUUCAUGAGGGGAAAAAGAAGAAAAACUCAGAAACAAAAAGCUGCUACCUCGAGUAUUCUAUUCAGAUGUGUUUUAUUUUCAUUAACGGAUUGUAAUGUGCUUUACUCUUCUGCAAUGUGUAUAUGUAGCCUUGUUGUGUUGUACUGCAUAACCUUUCUCUUAUUUUUAGUUGUGUCGUUAUACAUCAUUGAAACACUAACUGUACUUGUCAACAAUAUAUUAUUAUUAUUAUUAUUAUUAUUAUUAUUAUUAUUAUUAUUAUUUAUUUCUUAGCAGACGCCCUUAUACAGGGCGACUUACAAUUGUUAAAAAAUAUCACAGUACAAAGUAUCACAUUACAAAAUACUUUAUACAUACUUUAUUAGGGCUUUAUUACAUUUUAUUUAACACUCCAAACUGUAUCUAUUUUCUGACUCCAUUUAUCACGUGAAGCUGUUUCGAAGACCACUUACAGUACCCCUGAAUUAUAAGCAAUCAAACGGGCCUGGUGCACUAGUGAAUGAACGGAGGGCUUUAUUGAAUGCAACGAUGGCUUUGUUACUGUUGGCAAGUAUAAAUUCACUCUCAGGUACAUUUUGUUUCUCUUUUAUAACUGGUGUAAUUAUUUUAAGAUAUAAGAAUUUAAUAGCAGUGACUGUAGUCAUGUAUAUUUGGAAAAUGAAUGAACUAAUUGACUUUCCAGUGCCUAUAAAUGGAGUCCCACUAAGAAAGACAGAAACUGUACUGUAGCUGCUCGACCUGUCCCAGCAGGACACGAGGAGUUUGUCCAACAAAAACGGACAGAGCCCAAAUGUGUUUAUUUUGAGUGCUCAGUGUUAUGGCUAAACUAGCUUUCCCCUUAAGAUUAUUAUUAUUAUUAUUUUUUUUUUUUAAUGUAUUGUUCCAUUGGUCAAAUCUUGUGAUUUGUGGUUUUCUUUUUUAUUUAUUGUAUAGCACACAGCGCCACUAAGUGGAAGACUAUUGUAAUACCAUCUAUUUAUUUGACUUUGAUUUGUACUGCAGUCAAAAUGUGUAAUCCUGAUGCUAUACAACUACACCAGUAAAUAAAAAAUAAUAAUAAUACAGAUGUGUUCAGUUUGGCAGAAGACUUGUAUUCAAGCUGAUUUGUUGUGUGGACCCCAGCGCAGUAAUGAACCUCGGGGCUCUUUAUCUUAAACCAUCGAACUGUUCUGUUAAUAUACAGGUGCUGUCUGCUGCAGAUUGUAUACUUGUGUAAGAGGCAGUGUUGUGUGAUGCACUGCCGGUACGCAUUCUGUCCCGUUGGUGAGAUGCGAUGAGGUUAAAAACUCUAAAACCACGAAUGCAGGUGAACCCGACUCUCUUGUAUAGUGGUUAAGACACUCACUUACGGUGUGCAGGGUUGCACACCGACACAGCAGAACUGCUCUCCCAUCUUCCCUGUAGUAGAUGAGACACAGCAGGAUAAGAUAUAUUAAAUGGGCUGAUCAUCAAGACACAAUCUUGCUUGCUUAUAAUCUACUACCACUCGCAUACAAUAUCAUCAUCAUCAUCCUCAUCAGCAGCCAUUUCUGAAUCUACAGCACAGUAUUUAUUGACUUCUAACUUCCAAGUGCAUAGUGUGAAUCAUUAUUGUUGCACAGGUCAGGUUUUACACCAUCAUACCUUGCUUUUGUUUUUUACAUGAUUGCUAUUUUCAGUAUUAAGAUGGAUUUGAUUUAAACGCUUUAUGUAUUUAUUUAAUAGCAAGACUGUGCCAUGAGAAACCCCCUUGAUUGAAGUUGAAACGAGUUCCUGAAGCGUGUUUUUGUGUCCCUCUCCAUCUUCAAGCCCCAGUGGUGCAGGCAGCACAAUUCACUACACUGUGCUCCAGCCCUGUUCUAAAUUGUUUAAUUGAGCCAAUGAACCAGGUCCUGAUGUAGGUCAUUAUUUCAUUUUACCUGUUAAACCUGGGGUGGAAUGAAUGGCCCUCCAGGACUUUGAGUGGACACCCCUACUGUAGAGUAUAGUGUGGCCAAAAAUAUAUAUAUAUAUAUAUACUGUGUGUGUCUGUCUAGUAUGGUGCAUGGUGGGAGAGUGGAGUGAGUCGGUAGGUGUUUCUUUUUUUUUCCGUUUUUUGUGUUUGUUUGUUUAUGUGAAUAUUUUCUUUGUUUAAAGUAAUCUUGGUAAGUUUAAACAUUUUUUGCGGCCAGCAUGGCUGGUUCAGGUGGGUUUUUCCCCUUUGAGAGACUGACUCGAAAGCAUGGAGUCAAAGUAAUUACAGAAAGCUUUGUUUCUUUAGAGAAGUGUGUUUUUAGCGAUUGGCAAAAUAGUUGGAUAAGAAAACAUAAAGUGCUUCAAGAAUGAAUGGUUCAUUUGUGGCUUUUUUGAGUCAAACUGUUCUGGUAAAUAAAAUUGUUGAGAACGGAAUUGUUAUAAAUGAUUCCCUUGUUGCCGUUUCGCUGCUAGAGGUACUGGCAAAGAAAAGAAUUCUAUCAAACGAUUCUAAAAAAUGAUUUAAUCGUGAAUGAGUUAUCACGGGCAGAUUGUGUCAGCCCCCAAAAGAAUUCCGCUGGUAUGUAAAUCUGCAUUGUUAAAACAUGUAGUCUCCUUUUUGGAGGCAGCUGAGCCGAGUGGUGGUGUUUGGUGCAGGGGUGAACCGAAAUAAUAUUAAAUCUGUGGAGCUUAAAACAAAACGUAAAGUGCUCUGAGUAGUGCUGGCGUUGGAGCGGAAAAUCAGAACGUUGAUCGAGAGAAUGAGAGCGCUGAAAUCAAAGAUGGAGAGGCAGUGGGGCCGUGUAGGGGGGAACCAAAUGAAUAAAGCUGUGGAGCCUGAAAUAAAAAGUAUAAAUAAAGCUUUUGCUGUUGUGAGUAAAGUAAAGGAGGCAGAGGGUGGUAAAAUAGAGGGCGAGAUUCCUUCUCGGCGUAUUACUGGAAGUGAAGACGUUGGUGCAAGAUGACUCGCAUUUCAAGAAAUGUUUUAGUUUUUUUUUUGGAAAAAAUGGAGAGCUGGUAAAAAUUUGUUUUUGACUCCAACCCAUAUUAAGACAUAAGAAACAGUUAAUAGCAGAUCUUUUGGAUGCAAAAGUACAGGGGGCUCUGGUGAGGUCCAGGAUGCAAGGAUUGACAAAGAUGGACUCACCCACACAGUUUUUUUUCGAGUUGGAGAAGUGGCCAGAGAAAGACCAUUUACAAGUUAAGGAUCUGUGUAAACACCAGUUAAAUUUAUUAGAGGGGGAAAAAAGUAUGAAAUUUGUGUGAACGUUAAACAACAGGAAUUACUUAAAGCACUUCCAGAUACCCACUGGAGGGAAAGCCUGGGGGCAGGAGAGGAGGAUAAGCCAGCCUGGAGGACUUUUAUAUAACCCCCCCCCCCCCCCCUCUGUAAAAGAUCAGGGGAUUUGCAAAGGAGACUCUUACAUACAAUUUUGGCUGUUCAUGCACUGAUCAAUGCCCCCUCUGCCAGGAGAGAGAGAGACUGUCUUUCACUGCUAUAUGGAUUGUGAAAGGCUGGAUCUCUUGUUCAAUUUUUUAAGCAACCUUUUUUCAAAAUUGAAUUUAUCAUUUACAAAGACUAUAUUUUUAUUUUUGGUGUCAAAUAUACAAAAAAUUAGAAAGUAUUUGAUUCAGCUGGCCAAUUUUAUUCUAGAGCAGGCAAAAUUGGCCAUCUUAAAAAGUAGGAAAAGCCAAGUUAAAAAAAUGUUUAUCAAGACCUGGUAGAAGUGUUCAGGAUAUUGGUGGUUACUCGUAUAACUUUUGAGUUUAAAUUUUAUAAGGUGGUGCACGACUUGCUUAGUUUUGAGAUGUUGUGGCGUGUGAAUGGAACUCUUUGUGAGGUGGAGGAUGAGUCGGAAGAACUAUGUUUAAAUAUUUAAAUUGAUUUUUGUGUGUUUUACAUUUUUGUUAAAUAAUGUAAUGUAAAUGUUUACAGGUUGUUUUGAAUGUUUUAUUAAGUAAAUAAAUGUUUUUUAAAAAGUA
This is a messenger RNA of Acipenser ruthenus (sterlet), 6381 nucleotides long. Its product is annotated as protein naked cuticle homolog 1-like. Gene Ontology annotation, cellular component: cytoplasm. The coding region runs from base 197 to 1702 and encodes 501 amino acids. The record is from RefSeq and is a predicted model, not a curated record. Gene Ontology annotation, molecular function: calcium ion binding. Gene Ontology annotation, biological process: negative regulation of Wnt signaling pathway. NCBI's taxonomy places the organism in Eukaryota, Metazoa, Chordata, Actinopteri, Acipenseriformes, Acipenseridae. The transcript is spliced from 10 exons.